GCGUAGUCUUUGCAUUGCCUUAAGCCGCUUUCUUGCAAAAAAAAGUUUUUCAAGCUUCAUUGCUAGUCCGCGUUUAAAAAGAAAGAAGAGGAAAAUUCUAGAGCCUACGGAUAUAAUGGAUCUUUCGCCAGACACGGAUGCUGCUGUUAGUCCUAUCGGAGCAGAUAGCUUACCCAAUGAAAUAUGGCUGCAAGUUUUCGAUAAUUUAUCGCAUGGCGACUUAUUGCAGAUUACUUUAGUAUGCAAACGAUGGCUUCAACUGGUUAACAGAUAUAAACUACAACGCGGUUCGAAAUUGGUCAUUACCAAGCGAAAUCUGAAGAAGAUUUGCGAUGCUCUAGAGUCCACGCAAUUUAAAUGUAAGAAGGUUGAAGUAUCUAACCCAUGGAGCGAGUUCAAUAGCGUUGAAUGCCAAUUUUUAUCAAGGAUUUUCAAAUACAUAGGAUCCGAAGUUGUUCACGUAAAACUGCAUCGAGUCUCAACUCUUACAGUGCUGAACAACCUUUUGCCAAAGUUAAGAGAGUUGGAUUUGUCAGAUAGCUGGCCGGAUACACGAGCGAUGGUGGAUCUGAAAAGCUUUUCACAACUUACGACGUUAUUGAUUCCCGAUUUUUUUACGAUACAAUCCCAAUUAUUGGCAAGCCUGACUCAAAUGCCGAACGUUCGCUUACAACAAUUGAGCAUAAGAAUUGAGAGCUCCGCUGGUGAUUGGUUGGACGUGCUAGCAAAGCAUGCAACCUCGUUGCGUUGGCUCAAGCUCGGCACCGUAUGGUUAGAUGCUUGGGCAAGUGCACGUCUGAAAUUUCAACAUCGAUUGCGAGAAAUCUUUAGAACGUUUACACAACUGGAGGUAUUGGAUAUAGGGACUAUUUCCACGAGGUACAAAAGGCUUGUUUUAGAAAAUAUUUGUGAAACAAAUCGUCUCAAGAGAAUAGUUUUAAGCGACAAUAGUGCCGAUGCGUUAGAAGUAAUUGUACGAAAAUGGUCUGGCAGCUUAGAAUAUUUGGAGAUAAAGCGUUAUAGGGAAACAGAAAACGAUGCCAAACAACUGAACCUCAUGAGCGGUAAAUUGCGCAGUUUGACAAUGUAUGACACUAAUGGUUUAGCAGAUGAACGUCUGCUUUAUAGUAUAGCCCCAAAAAGCAAUGCAAAGUUAACUGAAUUAAAAUUGUCCCAUGCGCAACUAACUAGGGAAAGUUUUUGCCAUCUGACUCAACGUCUACCCAACUUGGUCGUACUUGAUUUUAGAGAACUUCAGUCAACAAUAGCAGACGAAGAAAUGAUAAACAUAUUUCGAUAUCUCACACGUUUGCGGCAACUUUUCCUGCGACCAUGCGUCAGCCAGAACGAUAUUAAAUACCUCUGCUCAGAAUAUAAUAUUAGCAAUUUAAGAAGUCUUCAAACGCUUAGGUCUUGUUUUUGUCCCAUCAAGGUUCUCCAAGUCUUAAAUUUAACGCAUACAUUUAAUGAAUUAACCAAACUUCACUUAUAUUCUUGUCCACGAAUCGAAAAACUUUCUUCUCCAACAUUUAUAGAUAUUGACGCACGUUUUCCAGCUCUUCAAAAAUUGCGUUUUUACGGCUUGCAUUGCCGCAGCAGUAAUCAACAAUUGCGUAAGAUUUGUCCCCGUUUACAGAAAAUAGCCACUGACACAAUACUGGUAAAAGUAUAAGCAAAUUAAAAAAAAUAUGCAAAGUGUUUUCGUUGUAUGACAAUAA
Molecule: messenger RNA, 1718 nt
Organism: Glossina fuscipes
Lineage: Eukaryota; Metazoa; Arthropoda; Insecta; Diptera; Glossinidae
Exons: 2
Coding region: 116-1672 (518 amino acids)
Biological process (GO): SCF-dependent proteasomal ubiquitin-dependent protein catabolic process
Cellular component (GO): SCF ubiquitin ligase complex
Molecular function (GO): protein binding
Source: RefSeq, a predicted model, not a curated record